This is a messenger RNA of Cuscuta campestris, 942 nucleotides long. The record is from the annotation of a GenBank genome assembly. Lineage: Eukaryota; Viridiplantae; Streptophyta; Magnoliopsida; Solanales; Convolvulaceae.
ACACAAGAACUCGAGGUCCAGGGAACAACCAGUUCUGACCAGACCUCCAUGCCGCUGGAUCGGCUCUCGCCAUCCAUGUUCCCAAGCAUUGCCAGAGAUCGACUCUAACGAGGUCACCAGCGGCACGUUUUUGAUUUGGGCUGGCGAUGAUAUAUUAGGUAGUUUGGAUUCGGUACUGUACAUCAGUUGCAUUCUGUCCGAGGACGGAAAGAGAAAACAAGGUUUUGUGUCUGAGGAGAAAUUCACAGAUUUAGUUGCUGAAAAUGCUCAAUUCAAUAAGGCUCUCAUGGCUCUCUUGUUGUGUUAGUUUUUUUGUUCUUAAUUAUGGUAUGAAAAGCAAAUCGAACCCUUAAGAAGAGGGUUUGAAGGUAUUGUUUAUUAUAUCAAGAACUUUGCUGAAGGUAUUGGGCACAUGCAUUUCGUAAUACGAUUGUUGAAGGUAUUGUUUAUUAUAUCAAGAACUUUGCUGUUGUUGAUAACAAGAACCGGUAUCGUGUUGUGGGAGACAACAAAGUUAUGAUCCAACUGUAUGCAAACUCUACUGUCAAACGCCUUCCUGAUGAUACAUCCAACAUCCCAAUGCAUCGCUUUGACCUACUACCCUUUGAUAUGGUUGAGACCAGAAUGAACCAAGAAUAUAUCCUUACAGAUGUAGUUGGUCACAUUUGUAGUGAGGGCAAGAUAGAGGAGAAGCACAUUCAUAACCGUAUGGUGCCUUGCCUUAUGCUAGAACUACAGGAUAGGAGGUAAGUCAUGCUUGGAUAUAUGAUAUCAACAAGAACAAUGGUUGGUAUUACAAUUCAUGCCGUAAUUGCAAACGGUUGAUCAAAGCAUGCGGAGACAAGUUUUGGUGCAAUAAAUGCCAAACAGUAGUGGAUGAUGCUGUUCCGAGGUAUCGUCUAGAUGUUGGGGUGAAGGAUGAUAACGAGUUUACAAGGUUUA